This is a messenger RNA of Chlorella variabilis, 1584 nucleotides long. RefSeq lists its product as hypothetical. Gene Ontology annotation, molecular function: catalytic activity. NCBI's taxonomy places the organism in Eukaryota, Viridiplantae, Chlorophyta, Trebouxiophyceae, Chlorellales, Chlorellaceae. The transcript has 14 exons. The coding region runs from base 1 to 1584 and encodes 527 amino acids. The record is from RefSeq and is a predicted model, not a curated record.
AUGCCCCUCACCACGGCCGACCUGACGCUGCCGGCGCUGCGCGCCGCUUAUGCCGCCGGCUCGCUGACGCCGACCGCCCUUGCACAGCAGCUGCUGCCGGCCGUUGCCGCCUCCCAGAGCGUCUUCAUCUCGCGGCCCACAGAAGAGGAGGUGCUGGAGCGGUGCAGGUUCCUGGAGAGCCUCCCGGCGGAGCAGCGGGGCCCUCUGUGGGGCAUCCCGUUUGCUGUGAAGGACAAUAUCGAUGUGGCGGGGUGCCCCACCACUGCCGCAUGUCCUGCAUUUGAGUAUGCGGCGGCGGAGCACGCGCGCGCGGUGAAGCCGCUGUUCGACGCAGGCGGCAUCUUCCUGGGGAAGACAAACCUGGACCAGUUUGCCUGCGGGCUGGUGGGCACCCGCUCGCCCUACGGCGUCCCGGCCAACGCAUUUGACGACCGCUUCUCCCCUGGCGGCUCCUCCUGCGGCUCGGCGGUGGCGGUGGCUGCCGGCCUGUGCACCUUUGCGCUUGGGACCGACACGGCAGGCUCAGGCCGCGUGCCUGCUGGCAACAACGGCAUCGUGGGCAUCAAGCCGUCGGUGGGGCGCUUCAGCACCACCGGCGUCGUGCCCGCCUGCCAGCUGCUCGACUGCCCCUCUGUGUUUGCGCUGAGCGUGGAGGAUGGGGCCGAGGUGGCCCGGCUGAUGGAGAACGGAGACAUUGCAGACCCCACCUACCGCCUGCCCAACGCUGCCAACCUGGCCAAGCGCUGGACGCCCCAGGCAGCCUUCCGCUUCGCCCUGCCGGGGCCGCAGUUCCUGGACGAUUCGUUCCUGGGGCCCGGCGGCGAGCCUGUGCGGCAAGCCAUGGAGGCGGCCAUGGGGGAGGCGGUGCAGCGGCUGACGGCGCUGGGCGGCGAGCUCGUGCCGGGCUUUGACUUUGCGCCGUUUGCCGAGACGGCGGUGCUGCUGUACGGCGCCGCAUUCGUGGCGGAGCGAUACGCAGGCAUCCGGGAGUUCCUUGAGGGGCGCUUGGAGGCGCCGCUGGCGGCGCCGCAGCUGGCCAGCAUCCACGACGACGAGCGCAUGCUCAAGGUCAUCCGCACCAUCAUCAGCAAGACAGAGGGCUUCAGCUCCGCAGAUGUUUUCCAGGGGCUGCAGCAGCUGACCCAGCUGCGGGGCAAGUGCCGCGUUGAGCUGGCGAAGAUUGAUGUGCUGGUGGUGCCCACCUCAGCCUACAACUAUACGAUACAGGAGAUCCAGGCCGAGGAGGAGGUGCCCGAGUAUCCCAAGGUCACUUUCCACAAGAACGCCAACCUGGGCAGGUGGACCAACUUUGUGAACCUGCAGGACAUGUGCGGUGUGAGCGUGUACAGCGGCCUGCUGCGGCUGCAGGGCGGCGCGGGCGAGACUGAGGAGCAACGCGCACGGCAGGAGCACCUGGCCGCCACCGGCAACCCCACCUCCGUGCUGCCCUUUGGCAUUACCAUGCUGGCCCCCUCAUGGACCGACGAAUACGUGGCGGGCAUUGCGGCGGCCUACGAAAAGACCACAGGGCUGGCGGCGGGGCCGGCCGGCCACGGUGUCACGCCCUACCGCUCUCCCAAGUAG